Messenger RNA from Capronia coronata CBS 617.96, 1122 nucleotides. RefSeq lists its product as uncharacterized. The transcript has a single exon. NCBI's taxonomy places the organism in Eukaryota, Fungi, Ascomycota, Eurotiomycetes, Chaetothyriales, Herpotrichiellaceae. The record is from RefSeq and is a predicted model, not a curated record. Bases 1 to 1122 code for a protein of 373 amino acids.
AUGCCUCUGCUCUACGCCCAAUUGCCGCGUCUGUUUACCAUCUCCAUCUUUGGCGCUCAAUACCAUGCCGAUUCUUUGCCUUCGGCGUCGAAACAAGAUCUGAUUGACCGAUUCGGGGCUCUCGUUCAUGAGUCGGCCGUCUAUGUUGACGAGUUGACGCACGACGACAGCGAGCGCGGCGCCGGACUGUCGCGCGUCUGGGUCAGUUACUGGCAAUCACCCGAGGACUUUCAGCAAUGGUGGAGCUCCCCAGUCGUGUCUGAUUUCUGGUCAGGCUUAGCUGACGACGCGGGCUUCUGGCGCGAGACUCUGCACUUCCCGUCGACGAGGUUCAUAAACGAAGUGACGCAGGAUGUGCCCUCGGGGGUCGGCCACCUGCGGCUGGAGCCUUUGGCGCCGCUCACCGAAAAAUCGGGAUACUGGGGUGCCUAUCGAGAUCGCCUCGAAGAAGCCACGGCCGAAGACAGGCUGUCGUCGCCGCUCGAGUCGGUGCCCACCCCCAAAUUGCCCGACGGAACGAUACGGCGGGGCCGGGUCCAGAUGACCUCGUUUCCGGACAACAUCUGCUAUGUGAUCGAAGGGCAGGAUCAUACCCCUCUCAAGGAGCAUGAAGGUAAGGUCUGGUCGGACAAGUUCCAUCGCAUCACCAAGCGAUGGGUGACCAAUGUCCUCCGGGCAGGGCCUGAGGGGGGACUCUUGACGAGUCGCAUGUGCCACGUCCCGGAAAGUGGAAUGAUCCGGGUUGAGAAGGCCGAAUCCGACGUGCCCGACGAUCCAGACGUCUAUCCUGCCUUGAACAUCAAUCGCAAGGUCGAGGUAUUCUUCUUCCUCGAGCUCAAGCACAUGGAACGUGUGGGCCGGCGGGACAAGACCCAUGUGGCGUUGAGGACGGAGUUCAUGAAGACAUAUGGUCCGGGAGGCAUCAUGUCGCACGGGGACUUGCUGCUCUGGGUGGAGCUGGGGAUUCUGAAAGCCCAGGACAUGGAAGCCGAGUAUAUUGGAUGCUAUGAUGGCACCGGCUUCUUGGCUUAUGAUCAUCAUCCCUCUUUCAGGUCGACCACCCGUUUCUCGAGCACCGGUGGCGCGUGGUCCAAGGUUGGAAGUUUGUUCGGCUUGAGUUGA